Colletotrichum graminicola M1.001 is the source of this 876-nucleotide messenger RNA. RefSeq names its product bacterial extracellular solute-binding protein, family 3. The coding region runs from base 1 to 876 and encodes 291 amino acids. Lineage: Eukaryota; Fungi; Ascomycota; Sordariomycetes; Glomerellales; Glomerellaceae. The record is from RefSeq and is a predicted model, not a curated record. The transcript has a single exon.
AUGGUGAAUAUGCGGAUAUCUGCGUUUGUCAGCGCUGUUCUGAGAGCUUGGGUUUGUGCUCAACAACUCGGCGUGGUUCAAGACACCACGCCGUCGUUGUCAUACGCCAAUACAACUUCGCUUCUCGACACGAUCGUGGCCCGCGGAUACAUCAAUGUCGGCACAACGGGUGACUAUAAGCCGUUCACAUAUUUCGUUACCAACCAGACAACUCUACCAAACACCACCGCGAUCAACACGACUUACAUCGGUGCGGAUAUCGACGCGGCUCAGUCCCUCUCCAACGCUCUCGGACUCCCGAGUCCCCCACGUCUGGUAGCAACGAAAUGGGCGAACAUUACUAGCGAUCUCACGGCGGGGAGAUUCGACAUUGCCAUGGGCGGCGUCAGUAUGACCCUCGCGCGCGCUAGGACGGCGUUCUUCUCGACCGCUAUCCAGAAGGUGGGCAAGACCGCAUGCAUUCGCUGCGCCGACUCGUCAAAGUACACCGACCUCGCGUCCCUGGAUCAGCCGGGCGUCAAAGUGGCCGUCAACCCCGGAGGUACCAACGAAGCCUUCGACCGCGCCAACCUUAAAUCUGCGACUAUCGUUCUGGUGGAGGACAACAACGCCGUUUACCAGGCAGUCUUGGAUGGCACGGCCGAUGCCAUGAUCUCUGAUCUCAUUGAGGUGGAGCUGCAAGUUAAGCUGCAUAAGGGAGAACUCUGCAUCGUCAACCCGGGUGCGCCGUUCAACUUUGAGGAGUUGGGAUACGCCGUUCCCAGAGAUAUCGUCUGGAAGCAGUUCGUUGACGCCUGGGUGCAUGUACAGCUUGGCAGCGGAGCCUGGAACCAAACGCUGGAAAAGUGGUUGGAUUACAAAUGGCCGAGUGUGUAA